This is a messenger RNA of Adineta ricciae, 687 nucleotides long. NCBI's taxonomy places the organism in Eukaryota, Metazoa, Rotifera, Eurotatoria, Adinetida, Adinetidae. The record is from the annotation of a GenBank genome assembly.
AUGCCAUCAUUUGAAGAAACAUUAACAUGCCCUGUUUGUCUGGAUCUUUUCGAUGAUCCACGUUUAUUACCAUGUUCGCAUACAUUUUGUUGUAAAUGUCUUCGUUCAACAGUAAAUAAUCAUUCAUUUGUCACCUGUCCUCUCUGUCGAUCACGUUUCCUUGGACAAAUUCUACCUGUUAAUCGUAUCGUAUCAACACUUGUCGAACAAAUUCGACAAGACAAAUCAGAUGCCAAUCGAUCGUUUCAGAUCAGCGCUAAAUGUUACGAUUGUAAAUCGUAUCAAAAAUUGGAUGUUUGCUAUCAUUGCGACACAUUACUAUGCAACAAAUGUCAUCAUAAACAUGAAAUCGAUUGGAAAAAUCGUGACUACAGAACAAAUAACUUGCUUUUAUCAAAAGUGACUUGGUUGAAAUUUCAAAUUAACUUCAAAUUGCGUCAUGAGAAACAUUGUCAUCUGAACGAAAAAUUAACUGAACUUGAAUGUCAAAUCAAGAGUCAUCGGCAUCCUUUGAAUCGUCAGCAAUAUCAAGAGAAUAAACAUCGAUCAAAAGCAAUUGUCGAUGAGUUACACCAUAUUGAUAAGCAAUUAAAAGAAAGAAUUCUUCAACGUGUCACUGUUCAAUCACCAAUCUGUACUACACCACUUUCGGCUGCUAGUAGUGGCUACAGCUCAGAUAUGAAUUAG